CCACCAACCACACACAAACGUUCAUUCGUUUUCUCUAACCUCCCUCCAAAAGUUGUCUCAACCAACUAGCAUACACGCAAAAAAAAAAAACAGAACAAGAGAUUAUGGCUCCAACUCUUUCACCCCUUUUUGCUGCUUGAGAAAAUCUUGGUUACCUCCCUCAUUAAAGUAAAAAGGAGACGGGAUGGCCUUUGGAAAUUCACCACUCCAUGGCCUCCUGUCUAUCCUCUUUCUCUUCUUCUCCUCCUCUCUCCAUCAUGUUGCCACUGCAAUCACCGUCACAACAACUUCUAUCCACCUCGAUGUCAUUCGAAAGCCUGCCCCUAAUGUCCCUAUAUUUAGAGAAGCCCCUGCUUUUCGCAACGGAGACACAUGCAACAAAGAAAGCAUCCAUAUUUCCAUGACAUUGGACUCAAAUUAUCUCAGAGGAACCAUGGCUGCUGUCCUUUCCAUUUUGCAACAUUCAACAUGUCCUGAAAAUGUUGAGUUUCAUUUCCUUUGGGCAAGGUUUGAGCCUCAAGUUUUCCUAAGCAUAAGAUCAACCUUCCCGUACCUCAAAUUCAAGAUUUAUCGCUUUGAAUCCAAUAGGGUACGCGGUAAAAUCUCGAAAUCGAUACGUCAAGCAUUGGAUCAGCCUCUUAACUAUGCAAGAAUAUACCUUUCUGACAUUCUCCCUCUUUAUGUCAAGCGAGUUAUAUACCUUGAUUCUGAUAUUGUUGUUGUGGACGACAUUGCAAAGCUAUGGGAGGUUGACUUGCAGGGCAAGGUAUUGGCUGCACCAGAAUAUUGCCAUGCAAAUUUCACAGAUUAUUUUACAGAUUUAUUUUGGAACGAUGUUGAGCUACGUCGUACUUUCGAAGGUCGGAAACCGUGUUAUUUUAACACGGGGGUGAUGGUUAUGGAUGUAGAGAAAUGGAGAGAAGGAGGCUAUACACAAAAGGUGGAACAUUGGAUGUCAGUGCAGAAACGAAAGAGGAUAUAUCAUUUAGGAUCUUUGCCACCUUUUCUUUUGGUUUUGGCAGGGGAUUUGAAGAGUGUGGAUCAUAGAUGGAAUCAACAUGGACUUGGAGGUGAUAACCUUGAAGGAAAAUGUAGAAGUUUGCAUCCUGGUCCAAUUAGUUUGCUUCAUUGGAGUGGUAAAGGAAAGCCAUGGUUGAGAUUGGAUUCAAGGAGACCUUGUUCUGUUGAUCAUCUAUGGGCUCCUUAUGAUCUCUAUCGUCCAAAUACCCAUUCUUUGGAAGAAUGAGUUUUUUUUUAAGAGAAUGUGAGUGGCGGGUAUGGGGAGAAGACGAGAAAAAAAAAACCAAAUUCUAUUAAAGCACGCAUUGUUUAUAAAAAAUGGUCAUUAUUAAAAAAAAGGGAGAGUUAGGGGUGGAAGAGAUUAAAUAAAUAAAAGAGUUGAGUAAUUUUAACUCUAUACUUUUGUUAAUACUUUUUUUUUUGUUUUUAAUCUAGUCCUUUCAAAAAGGACAUAUUAAUUGAGAGAAUCUAUUGAAGAAAGCUAGAGAAGGAAAACACAGGGACUAAUUUGCAAAAGUCUUUGUUCAAGGGAUCGAUCUACCCACAACUCAAGAAGCCAAUAUAAAUAAAUAUAUACUUGGAGCAGUGCUGUAUAUGUUUUUUUCUUCUUCUGUUUUCUGGGUUUUGGGGGGUAAAUAAGAACCUUGGGCAUUGAUUGUGCAGAUGAUAGUAUCAUCUGCAUCAGUGACUGGUUGCCGGAUCGAUGAACCUCGUCCAAAAUUAAGUGUCUGUGAAAAAUGAUAUCUAUGAAUUUUUAAUAUUUUCUUAUUAUCUGGAUAGAUUUUGUACAUUUCUGUGCCCAGCUCAAUUGCUGGUGAAAGAUUAUGCCGUUUCAGUUCA
Messenger RNA from Vicia villosa (hairy vetch), 1860 nucleotides. Its product is annotated as probable galacturonosyltransferase-like 4. Bases 185 to 1246 code for a protein of 353 amino acids. Gene Ontology annotation, cellular component: Golgi apparatus. Gene Ontology annotation, molecular function: glycosyltransferase activity. Lineage: Eukaryota; Viridiplantae; Streptophyta; Magnoliopsida; Fabales; Fabaceae. The transcript has a single exon. The record is from RefSeq and is a predicted model, not a curated record.